CGUAACAGUAUAAAUAAAUAAUUUUUCAUUUAUCUAGGAAGGCAAACAUCCAGGAAUAAUUUAACGAAAGUAAAGAAGAUUUCUUCCAAACAGAAGGUCCACAUCGAACAGUCUGCUUUAGACAUUAUGGUGGGAAAAGUCUCAACGUGUCCUAAAAUAAAGAAAGAUUGGGAAAACAGAGCAGCGGUAAUGAAGAACUGUAACUUUACAUACCACUGUCUGCCAGAUUAUAAUGGUGUACAUAGGGAAGUGUGCAUUGAAAGAACGUCUCUUACAGGAGGUUAUUGUCCGUACAUCACAUCCACUGAACAACUUAACUGGAAAAACUGCAGUUUCAGCGAGAAAUGUCCGAAUUCAACAUAUUCUUCUGACGAAGUCUAUAAAUAUCCCGUAUGCUUUCAAAAUUUAUUCAAAGACCAAAGAGAUUCAAGAAAUCCUGAGAGAACAACUUUCGACACAGCCCAAUCUCCAUCGGAGAAGGUCAAUAUAGCAGCUGUUGUAAUAUCAUUACUUGGGAUAGCUAUUAUACUGAUACUAGUAGUACUAGCGGUUGCUUAUUGGAAGAACUACUGUGGAUUAAGAGACCGUUUUCGUAGAAGUACUAUUCUCAGAGGAUUGGGUUGCAUUGGCAAUUCCCAGGAGUCAGGGCCCUUGGAAGGUGUUGCAUUUUUACCGAAUCAAGCAACGACUCCAACACAGGGAAAAAAGACCUUUAAAGAUAAUAGAAAUGUUGAAAGUGAGAAGAAACUGGAAGCAGUAAAUAAACUAUAUUCUCUUGUGCUUUUCCUGAAAGAACUACCCAAAAAAUGCAACAUCGAUAUCAAAGAAAUAGUGAAGGAAACAAAAUAUCUAUACAAAAAAUCUUUCAUGAAUGACCUCAAUAGUGCUGAGGUUCAGGGGUUAGAAACAGAAGACUUUAAAGUAUUAACAAAUUCCACUGUCUUUAUAUUUCUGACAAAUCUGUGCGGCUUUGAAAAACCAACGAAAGGAUGGGAAAGUAAACCUUUCGACAAAGAUGUCUCUCUUGAAGCUGAUAUCGCCAGAAUUCGAAUUCUUUGGAAUGGAAUGUGUGACGGUGAUGUGGAUGAAAAGAUGAUCAGAGAAACAUUCGAACGACUACGAAUUAAAUAUGGGGAAAUGCCUAUCGAAAAUGUUGAAAAUAUGGGAUCCAAAGAAAAAAUAAAUUGGAAACCACUGAAACCUGAUUGUGAAGGAGGCAAAGAUUUCGUUUUGACAAAAAAGGUAAAUUAUAUCAUUCAAAAGUUGGAAGAGAUGGGCCUGGUCGUCUGCAGUGGUGCUAUAGGCUCCGGUAAAUCGGAGGCAUUGAAAUACGUUGCAGAGAAAUAUCGCAAAGAGGGUUGGAAAGUGGAGUGGACAGAAAAGAUACCACUUCCCACAUAUAAGCAAAAAGUGCUUCUCUGCUGUGAUAACUUGUUUGGGGAAGUGGCCUAUGAAUAUUUUACCUUAGAACAAUUGAAGAGUAUAAAAGAAUUGCUUGAAGAAUGCUCACAGUGCCAGGGAGACUCAAAGACAAAAAAGUUUAAGUUACUAGUAUCUGUUCACAAUCAUGUUUUGCAAGAGCUUGAAAAGGACAGACGUGAAAACUUUCAAUCGCUGAAAAACCGGAAUUUUACGGUGGAAAUGGACAGAUUGAAAUCAGCAGAACUGUACCUUAUUUUCAAAACGACCAUUGAGAAAGGAUGUUCGUCACAUAAGGACUGCUGGUAUAAAAAAAAUGACUUCUCACCUGUAGAUACUAAACUGAAGAGUAAUUCAGGGAAAGUUGGAGAUCCUUUUCUACUGAUGGCGUUGGCAAAAAAUCACAAUCUCUUCAAUGAAGCAUUUCCAACUAAAACUAUAGAUUUUUUAGUACGGAAUAAGGAAUUUCCAAAGCUUAAAAUCAGAUGAUUCCAAAUCCUUUUCCAUCUUGCUGUACAUUUUAUUUGUAAGAGAAUAUCACAAAGGCAAUGCUUUAGAAGAAUGGGCAAAGGAGCUACCUACGUCUCUCAAUAAAGAGGACCUUAAUGAUGUUAGUAAAACCGAUAUUGCUGCAUAUUUACAUCAAGAAGGAGAUACCAUUCAAAUUUCACAUGAAAUUUUUCAAAUUGCGCUUUUUCAAUGUAUAUCUAAAGAGGAUAUCAGCAUGGUUUUAAAAUUUUGUGAAUUGCACACAAUGCUUAGUAUUUGUAGACCUAAAGAUGAUCCAGAAGAAUUUACAGUUAAGGUAGAUGACAUUGAUUUAAGACACCUGAAGAGCAGGAAUCAAUGUAAGGAUUUGAUUUUUAAAACUGAUCAUCCAUUUAAAAGAUAUUUCGAAUCUGAAACAACACUUGGUGACUAAGCUACAUGACUGAUGAGCUGCCCAGCCUCAUACAUCAAAACUGAACAAUGCAUUAUUUUGUACAGAAAAAAGGAAUUAUUAUAAAAUAUAAAGUUAUGCAAAAGGUCCACAAGUAGGCUUGAUUGCUCUACAGUAAGAACAGUUUACCAAUGCAAGGCAAAUGUACAAUCAAAUCUACUUAAUAUAGUGAACUACUAUAUCUAUAUAUUCAAAAGUAGUGCAAAGAUGGUGUCACACAGUAAAAAUAAUCAUAUACGAAAAAAAAUGCAGUUCAAAUGUAUGUUUGCCUGAAGGCAGUUAUUAAAUUCAUAAAGCGAUUUGUGGAAUGAAAAUUGGAAACUGCAUUUUUUUCUUUUAUGAUUAUAUAUACAUGUAUAUACACUGUACAUUGUAUAUCCUUACAGCAUCAUUGAGGGGUCCUUAGUUCUACAAUCAUGAGAGUACUCUGGACCCCUGUAAAUGUGAGAAUUCUACUUCAUACACAGUAUGUACAUAUUGGUGGAAAAUUUUGUUUUAAAAUUUUGUGACCUAGUACAGCUGUAUAUAUGAAUGCUUUGGUUUGACUUUAUAUGCUUUGAUUUUUUGGUUUAUAUGUGAAAAUUAUACAUAAUUAUAGUCAUUUAUUCUGAUUUUCAUUCCACACUUUAGUUCUAAGAAGUGAGCAUUAAAAAUGCAAUAUUUACUCAGAUAUUUCUUUGUGCAACUUGUCCUUACAUGCAUUACAAUAAACUAGUCUUUAC
Saccostrea cuccullata (small rock oyster) is the source of this 3081-nucleotide messenger RNA. RefSeq lists its product as uncharacterized. The transcript has 12 exons. Bases 127 to 1908 code for a protein of 593 amino acids. Lineage: Eukaryota; Metazoa; Mollusca; Bivalvia; Ostreida; Ostreidae. The record is from RefSeq and is a predicted model, not a curated record.